Messenger RNA from Puccinia triticina, 1479 nucleotides. RefSeq lists its product as uncharacterized. The record is from RefSeq and is a predicted model, not a curated record. The transcript has 5 exons. The coding region runs from base 1 to 1479 and encodes 492 amino acids. NCBI's taxonomy places the organism in Eukaryota, Fungi, Basidiomycota, Pucciniomycetes, Pucciniales, Pucciniaceae.
AUGGCUGCGUUGUUGGUAGAAUCUGGUACAGAGACGAUCGGCGGGCACAUCCGGAGGGCGAUCAAUGGUGAUUGGCGGAGUGCUCUACAGAAUGACGGAGUGUUUCGACGCUCAGCUGAUGUGGCUCACCACCGCUCGUUCACGGAGAAGCUCUGUGGAUGUAAUGUGUCGUCCCCUGCGAAAGCCGUCUCCGAUUACGGCCACCCGCCCUCCUCCAGCCCCGUCAAGAACUUCAACAGACCCCACCAGCAACGGUCCGGCGCGCCCUCGCUCAUCAGCCAGAUCCCUGACCGCCACGCCGCCUCGCCCAUCCCUCCAUCCCCCGCCGGAUUCCCGGCCAACAGCGGGCUGUAUGCCGAACACGACAUCCUCAUGCCUCCCCGCCCGGCGUUCUAUGGCUCCCGGAUGUCCGUCCGAUCGAUAAGCUCGGAACAGUCGCCCUCCAGGCAAUCCUACGCCGGCCCAAGGAUCUCCGCCACUCUCAACCGCGCCUCCACCGGCGCUCCUGCAGGCCUCUACAACAACCCGCGCGCAUCCUCGAGCAACGCUAGCAUCCGCUCCGUCCCCGUCGUCCUCCAUGAUAGAAGGGCGUCUGUUGUUUCGGCUCGCUCGGGUGGAGAUAAGGCCGCUCGACACCUUUCUCAUAUUCCUCCUCUCCCUCUGCUGCGCCCCGACCUUUCCCCAGCGCCCUCCUCGUCGACAGCGCUGAAGUCCCAACAGACUGGGAGUGGGAAUCUCGCCGGCCAUCCACGGGGAAACAGCCCCGCCAGCUCGAGCUCGGGGGGCUCUGGGUCGGGGUCGGGGUCGUGGAACUUCCCUGCUACUCCAAGAGACUCGUUCCUUCCCGUCCCGACCCACAUCCAUCCCCACCCUCAUCCUGCUUUUGCGCUGCUGGCCGGGCCGGGCUAUCUCAUGCCCGGCCCGCCCGGAUCAUCAGCGCCUACUCAACCAGAUGGUGGGCCCAACCUAUCGAUCUCAGACGGACAGACCUUCGGCACCGGCGGCGAGGGCGCAGCAGCAGUCGGCGGAGCAGGCGGAGGCCGCCCACCACCCGUUGGUCCCGACGCGUCUCCCGAAAAUCCCGCGGGGUACUGGACCGCUUCCCCUGCUCCGCCCGCUCCGGCGGGCAGCGUGGACGACCUGCCCACGCCCGUCGGCGUCGAUCCCUAUUUGUAUGCCGGCCUGGACACGGCGCAGAAAAUCGCCCUCCAUCAGCGCAGCCAACUGAUCCUCCAGAUGAUGGCUGUGCAGGCGCAGACGGCGGCCCAGAUGCACGCGCUGGCGGCCGCGAACGGCCCCGCCCAUUCGCUCGUCUCCUCCGGCCAUGGCCAUCGCGCGUCCGCGUCGGUCGUCAGUGUCGGGCCCGUCCCGCAACCCCGCAUCGCCCCCUCCUCGCUCCAUCAUCAGCGCGCGGCCACUGGAGACUUCGACGCGGGAGGGAAUGCCGACGGGUCUCCGGCGUCGGCGGGCAGGCUGUAG